GUUUGAUGUUGUCUGGUCUCGUCAGUGUUUGUUAUAUUGAAUUGGGCGUGCGAUGGUCGGUGUUCCGGUGCGAGACGCUGCCAAACAGAGCGAUCGAGCGGCGAUCAGUUAUGACGUCACUGACUGCGCCGCGCUGCCGCAGCGCACCGGAAACCAGCCAAACCAUUGUUUUAUAUUAGUAGGGGGUACCUUGUUUUUGUGUGUAUAUAAAUUAAAUGGUUAAAUGUAUUAUUUUUGUGUUUAAUGUUUUAUUUGUUGAUUAUGUGUUUGAGUUUGUGUUUAGUAUUAAUUAUUUGUGUAAAAGAAGUAGAAAUGCCUGAAGAAGUGGGUUUUUACCGUCUGUUAUUACCCAUUUGAGAAGUCCCAUGUGAAGGGGGUGGAGUCUGGCCUAUAUAAGGUCAGGUCAGAUUAAAACUCAUCACUUGUUUACCAAGGCGGAGCGAGAGAGCAACUGUGGUGCCUCAAGCGAUCUUUCCAACUCCUGUAUAUUGUAGAUACUUACCGGUAUAUAUUGACUUUUAUUCAUUUGGAUUAUUCCCUCUUUAUUUUCUGUUUGUUGUUUCUUUGGUACUUUGUGCACCUGUAUAUAUAUUUUUUUCACUAUUGGACUGUAUUUAUUUUUUGGCACUGUAAAUGAUUUUCGCUUGCACAUAAUUGCUAUUGCGGGCUGAGCCAUCAUUUAACAUCUUUUACGGACAUUCACAACGUCUCCUAGCGAGUGGUGGUUCUCGCUUUAUCACAUAUGGUGGCAGCAGUGGGAUGGCAACCCACAAGACAGCGCUAAAAGUUAAAAAACCCAGGACGGGUUUGCGUACCCAGGGGAAGGUGGUGGCUGAAAAGGAUGUGGCCUGGGAUUCAAUGGAAUCUACGGAGGACGAAGAGGCAGCUACAAGGCUUCCUGAAGCAUCAGCAAAGGCCAGUUCACCACAGACCAAGCCCUUCACAGCCGGUGAAAUGUCUGGUGAAGUAAUGGUUUCUUUGAUGCGCAAAUUCCUGGACGCACAAGAGGAGAGGGAAGAGAGAUAUCUGCGAGAGCUCCGUGGUCUACGAGAAUCCAUUGUACAGUCAGCACGGCCUGCAGAGACCUCGUAUGACAUGGAUGAUCUGCGGAUGGACCUACCAACUCCGGCAGCACAAAGAGGGCCUACACGAGACAGGCAAGCACAUGUCCUAGACUCCACAAAUUUCCCAGUACCAAGUCAGCCAAUGCAGCGGUCUGAACCAAAGAUGCCAGCCUUCCAGCAGGGGGAAGACAUCGAAAACUAUCUUCGGCGGUUCGAGCGGUUGGCCAGGACCUGGGGGUGGCCUGAGCAGGAGUGGAGCUUUCGACUUGUCCCGUUGCUGACAGGGCAGGCACUGGAGGCAUACUUAGCGAUGGAUGAGGAGAACGCGGAGGUGUAUGCUGAUCUAAGGGAGGCACUGCUGGAGAAAUUUAACAUCUCACCAGAAACUUAUCGCCAGCGCUUCCGAGUGUCCUAUGUUCCAGCGGGAGAGUCACCAACAGAAACGUACCAUCGCUUGAGGAAUCUGUAUCGACGAUGGAUACGACCUGAGGAGCAUACUAAAGAGGAGAUUGGUGAAGCUAUUACCCUGGAGCAGCUUCUUCGUGUACUCCCGUAUGAUACUCGCACUUGGGUACGGGAGCAUGAGCCGAUGACAGGCCUGGUGGCAUCAAAGCUGGCUCAACAGUACAUGAAUGCUCACAGGGGAGGCCUGCGCACUCAACCACCAAGAGGUACUGUACGUUUUGUUUCCGAUCGCUCUGGGGCUGAAGCUGAGAAAAGUCGUGCUGAUCGUAUAGACCAUGCACAAAGACAAAAAUCAUCUGUGGGCAAGGGACUAAUUUGUUUUUAUUGCCAACAGCUUGCACAUAAGUGCUAUUGCGGGCUGAGCCAUCAUUUAACAUCUUUUACGGACAUUCACAACGUCUCCUAG
Carassius carassius (crucian carp) is the source of this 1935-nucleotide messenger RNA. RefSeq lists its product as uncharacterized. The transcript has a single exon. The record is from RefSeq and is a predicted model, not a curated record. Bases 760 to 1935 code for a protein of 391 amino acids. NCBI's taxonomy places the organism in Eukaryota, Metazoa, Chordata, Actinopteri, Cypriniformes, Cyprinidae.